This is a messenger RNA of Archocentrus centrarchus (flier cichlid), 749 nucleotides long. RefSeq names its product myelin-oligodendrocyte glycoprotein-like. Gene Ontology annotation, molecular function: signaling receptor binding. Lineage: Eukaryota; Metazoa; Chordata; Actinopteri; Cichliformes; Cichlidae. Gene Ontology annotation, biological process: regulation of cytokine production; T cell receptor signaling pathway. Gene Ontology annotation, cellular component: external side of plasma membrane. Bases 32 to 655 code for a protein of 207 amino acids. The transcript has 3 exons. The record is from RefSeq and is a predicted model, not a curated record.
AUCUACUUCACUCUCCACCCUCCUGUCACAGAUGGAUUCUCUCAUAGUGCUCCUGCUUAUGAUUUAUGGAUCUACAGCUCUGCAGCAGGAUGUGCAGGUGAAGCUCGGAGAGGACGUCACUCUUCAGUGUCAGAUCUCCACAGAGGAAACCAUCUCAGUGCUGAAGUGGAGCAGAGCUGACCUGAACACAGACGGCUACGUCUACUUCUACAGGAACAGGCGCUCCUAUGAAAACUACCAGCAUCCAUCUUUCCACGGCCGAGUGAAGCUGAGGAACCCGGAGAUGAAGGACGGAGACGUUUCUCUGAUCCUGGAGAACGUCACGUUUAAUGACACUGGGAUAUAUGAGUGUCACAUAGCAGUGAGGAACUCUGGGAGAAGUAACAGAGCUCACACUGAGAUCAGCCACUUCAUCAACCUCACAGCCACAGGUGAAACACAUGAAACCAUGUUGGAGCAGCAAAUCAUGGAAAGAGGAGAUGGAAAUAUGGAUGAUGAAGAAGCAGAAACUCUGUUUCAGAUUAUUGUUGUUGCUGCUGUUGUUGCUGUUGUUGCUAUUGUUGGGUUUGUGGCAUUUUUGAUAUUUCUAAUAAGUAAGAAGCCAAGGUCAGAGAGGCUUACUGAGGCAGCAGGUCUAACUUCUUCAGAAAUAUGAACUUUAAAAAAAAAAUUAUAAUUGCACGGCUGCCUCACAGCUAGAAUGAAAUCUAGAAGCUCUCGGUUUGAUUCCACCUUUGCCCGGACCUCUA